AUGCUGCCCUUCCUUGUGCCGUCCUCAUCGGCAGCACGGACCUCGACACAGCUAGCUCGGAAGCUGUUGAUGUCCACUAAACGCCAACUACACCCGGCUCGAAGACAUACAUCGACCUUUGUCGGAAACCCCUCUCGCACGGCUCGCGACGAGGAAACCGAUGAUGACUUCAAGGACGCAUCCCAGUUGCGGCACCAGAGGACAGACAGCGACACCUUUUCGCACUUCUUCGAUCGACGAGCAUUUGUACCUCAGACUACUUUGUCGUCUGGCAAGCUACAGGCUUCCUACGAGAUCGCUGCAGCCUCCCGCCAUGCCACCUACAACUUUCGACAAGCCGUUGGCUCCCGCGACCCCACCCAAAUCAUCGCCGCUUACGAGGACCUCAUCCGAGCUCAGCAACGCCAUGCCGAUGACGUCUCGGAUUUAUCUUCUCGCACUGUGGGGCCUUCUGACAUCGGCUUCCCCGUCCGUAAAGCCGACAUUCAGACUGCCAUUCGAUAUCUUGUCCAGCACGCCCAGAGAGAAGGCUCAAUGGAGUGGCGCUAUGUCGAAGCAUGCCAGCAGAUGUUCCAAGAUAUGAGUCAGACCUUUGGCUUUCGUAUCGGUCCAACAGACCUUCAUCGUCAAUUACAGGCCUGCUGUCUCGCCGAACGUUCUCGUAUCGAUCCUCGUGUAGCUUUCCGACAGCUCCGUGCCGAUUAUCCGAACUGGCGAACAACUUCGGUAGAAUGGAACAUGGUCAUCUCCCACUUCUCUCAGCGGAAGCUGUACGCACAAGCGACCAAAGUCUGGCAAGAGAUGCAAAAGCUUGGUGUGGAAGCAGAAGCUGCGCUACAUAACACCAUGAUCAGAGUACUUACAGUCAACAACGCCAAAGAGGCCGAGGUACACCUGCAUCAUCUGAAGCAGAAACAAGGUGAACUAGGCAUCGAUACACUCACCACCGCUGUCGAAGGCCUUCGCAAGCUCAUCAGCACCGGAAGGGCCAAGGACAGGGAAGCGACGAUGUCCAAACUGCAAAGUUAUGCAAGCCAACUUCGUCAAGCCAUAGAAGCACUACCUUCAGAUGCAAUGGAACCUUCAGCAUGGCACACCCUCUUGCGGUACGAAGCCGAGGUUCUUGGUCCCACGCAAGCGCUAGAGACGGCUAGACAGGCAAGCAGGUCAGGUGUUGCUACCUCUACAACGCUCAACGUGCUGCUUCGUGCUCAUGUUGAAGAAAUCAGAGAGCUUCAGAGCAGUGAUGAAGCGCUAGAGCUGCUGGAUCGGGUCCAAUCAGCAAUCGACCCCCGACGCGGGAUUCAACCUGAUGAUCGUUGCUACAACGUCCUUAUGCUUGGGUUGCUUGACAAUCUUGACGCAGAAACAGCGUUGUUCGACGGAAACGCCAACUUCUUCGCAGCCGACGAAGCUGCAGCUAGACGGUGUGAUCGGCUGCUUCGCCCUCAACCAACGCCAAACCAAAUCCGCGAGGCGCAAUUACUCUACGAUCAUGUCCGUUCGCUAAGCAUUCCCGCUACACCUUUGCUCGUCACCCCUCUUCUUCAAGCUUAUUGUGAAGCUUUCCUCCCUUCGCUGCCUUCAGCGAUGAAGCUCCUGAAAGAUAUGCUCGAUGAUCGCUCAUCUGCCCUGUCCAUCUUCGCUCGCAAGAACUCCGCCUCGUCCCGCCGCAGACCAGCUCAGCCCUUAAUGAUCGGGGUGGAGAUCAUUCAACUGGUCCUCGAUGCUUGUGUCAGACUUCGCGACAUCUCCUCCGCAUGCAACCUUCUCGCUUGCCUGCUGGACGCCGGAGUACCAAUCAGCGCCACCCACAAGACCGACGUGUUAGGACGUUUGAUGGGAAUCACCACAUCUUGGACCGAAGCAUUCCACGUGUACCGCCUUCUCUCUCGCUUUCCCACCACCUCAUCUGGGAGAAGCACGGGUCUAGACGAGCGCGGAUACAUCACCACACUAGAAAACUUCCGUUCACUCUCAUUCCCAUCUUCCACGGAAUCGGACACCUCCGCAGCGCCACCAGAACACCUCCUCGCCAUCCUCGCAGAUAUGCGCAUCGCUGGCUACCGACCCACCCCAUCUAUCUACACCACCAUUCUCAAAUACUACUCCAAAACCCCCACACCCUCCUACCUUGGCGUGAAAGCAACGCACGAAGCACUUCAAGCAGACAUUGCUCUCGAACCGGACCUGCCGCUCAUCAACGCGCUCAUGAACGCGUACAACAGAGCCGAAGAGCCAGCAAUGGUGCUUGCUAUCUGGGAUUCGUUGCUGGCAACGCGGCAAGACAUUGACGGAAUCACGCUUGGUGUUGUACUCGAUACUUGUGGGCGGUUUGGACUUCUAAGUGUUGCACGAAAGGCGCUAGCCACGGUCAGAAGGCUAGAAGAAGAUGAAGGGAAACGAGGAAGAUCAGCAAUGACCAAAGGAGCAUGGGAUAGCUGGUUAGAGUGUUUAGCUAGAUGUGGUCGUUUGGAAGAAGCGAUCGAAUUGGUGUUUGGAGAAAUGAGAAGGAGUAUAUUCCGCGAAGCUAUCUCUCUGCACGACCUCGAUCUUAUUGAAGAAGUAUCAGUGACGGAAUUAAUCGUCCGCUCCACUCAAGCUCCCAUUAGAGACACCAAAGGCAACAUUAUCGGACCAGACAGCAAAACUCUCUCUACCCUACUCAAAUUUGCUGCUCGCGAAAGAGAUCGUCGACAGAAACGCUUCACCUCUUCAAAUAGAUCAACUUCGAUCUGGCACACGCUUCGCAAUCGCAUCAGAGAAGAACUCAGCUGGAUCUAUCCUCAGGUCAAAGCCAUUGGCGAAAGUACCUCUCUCUGA
Ustilago hordei is the source of this 2823-nucleotide messenger RNA. RefSeq lists its product as uncharacterized. The record is from RefSeq and is a predicted model, not a curated record. The transcript has a single exon. NCBI's taxonomy places the organism in Eukaryota, Fungi, Basidiomycota, Ustilaginomycetes, Ustilaginales, Ustilaginaceae. Gene Ontology annotation, molecular function: protein binding. Bases 1 to 2823 code for a protein of 940 amino acids.